GUUUGUGCCCUUCGUCGCGCUGCAUUUGACCAUCUUCUACGUCUCUGCUGCCUGCAUCUUCAUCUUACGACGGAAGAACAAGUGGCCCGAACACACAGGUUUUGACCCCAGCUUCGAUCAGACCUUCUACAUCGCAUGGCAUAUGCCCAUGAUGGUCAUGGCGUUUCCCUUGGGUCUCAUGGCCACCAUGGCGGGCCGAGAAGUGUGGCUCACCGGUGAUCGCUUCAUGGAGUAUGGCUAUAUCUCCGACCCCUUGGUGUCGGAGAUUGGCACCUGGUUCAUUUGUUUCAUCGCCGUUGACGUUGUGCUCCUGCUGAUGCAUCGCUUGGGGGGCAAGGAGAUCUGCCUACAUCAUGCGAUUUUCGCCACAGGGGCAGUGUUCUGGGUCCGACAUUGCUGUGCUCCGCUCACGAUGUGCAUCCUGAUGACCCAAGAACUCUCCACUCCAUGGCUGAACCUCUUCACCCUUUGCAGAGCUUACAAAGGUCUCUCGUCCAUCUGGACGCAGGGUUCGUUUCUGAUCUUUGCGGUGUUGUUCUACAUCUUCCGCGUCUUCUUCAAUACCUUUGGCACUGUGCAUUUCCUCUGCGAGGUGCUCCAUGGUUUUUGGGGAAGCCCCGCCUUGAGAAUGCCCAGGUGGGAAGGAGUUGCCUCAGCCUUGGUGAUGCUGGCCCAGUGGUCUCUGCAGAUCUACUGGGCUCGGAAGAUCGCGCUGAAGUUUUAUCAUAGCAUCCAAAACCGAGAAGCGAAUUGA
Molecule: messenger RNA, 754 nt
Organism: Cladocopium goreaui
Lineage: Eukaryota; Dinophyceae; Suessiales; Symbiodiniaceae
Source: the annotation of a GenBank genome assembly